This is a messenger RNA of Danio aesculapii, 3180 nucleotides long. It is a transcript of the gene dnaja1, whose product is annotated as DnaJ heat shock protein family (Hsp40) member A1. Lineage: Eukaryota; Metazoa; Chordata; Actinopteri; Cypriniformes; Danionidae. Gene Ontology annotation, cellular component: cytosol; cytoplasm. The coding region runs from base 128 to 1324 and encodes 398 amino acids. Gene Ontology annotation, biological process: response to heat; protein refolding. The transcript has 9 exons. Gene Ontology annotation, molecular function: Hsp70 protein binding; ATP binding. The record is from RefSeq and is a predicted model, not a curated record.
UCCACAAGAAGAAGAUGCAGAGCUUCUGCUGGAAGAUUCUGGAAGUCUCUUGUUUGCUUCGUACACCGAGUCAUAAGGCGAGCAGGGAUUGCACCACAUUUCACGAUUAACCUGUUUGUGAGCAAAUAUGGUGAAGGAAACGGGUUUUUAUGAUAUGCUGGGUGUAAAACCCAGUGCCAGCCCUGAAGAACUGAAGAAGGCCUAUCGUAAACUGGCAUUGAAAUAUCACCCAGACAAAAAUCCAACAGAGGGGGAAAAGUUCAAACAGAUCUCCCAGGCCUAUGAGGUUUUGUCAGAUGCCAAGAAGAGAGAAGUGUAUGACCGGGGAGGUGAGAAGGCCAUCAAGGAAGGUGGAAAUGGAGGGUCGUGUUCCCCCAUGGACAUUUUUGACCUUUUCUUUGGAGGAGGUGGGCGAAUGCACAGGGAGAGGAGAGGGAAGAACGUGGUGCAUCAGCUGACCGUAUCUUUGGAGGACCUCUAUAAUGGAGCCACCAGGAAACUUGCUCUCCAGAAGAAUGUCAUUUGUGACAAAUGUGAAGGUCGUGGAGGCCGUAAAGGAGUAAUUGAAGUGUGUCCGCUGUGCCGUGGGGUGGGUGUCCAGGUUAGAUUACACCACUUGGCUCCUGGCAUGGUCCAGCAGAUCUCGACAGUGUGUGCGGGGUGUCAGGGACAAGGCCAGAGACUCGGUCACCGCGAUCGCUGCAAAACAUGCACAGGUCGCAAGAUACUACGACAGAAGAAGAUCCUGGAAGUGCACAUUGAUAAAGGUAUGAAAGAUGGACAGAAAAUAGUGUUUCAUGGAGAAGGGGACCAAGAGCCUGGGCUCGAACCUGGAGACAUCAUCAUCGUCUUGGAUCAGAGAGGACAUCCGCUUUACACCAGGCAAGGAGAGGAUCUUAUUGUGAGCAUGGAGCUGCAGCUGGUGGAGUCAUUGUGUGGUUUUCAAAAGCCCAUCAAAACACUGGACAGCAGAACUCUGCUCAUAACGUCUCAUCCAGGGGAACUGAUCAAACCUGGAGAUAAGAAAUGUGUUGUGAAUGAGGGGAUGCCUAUGCACCGUCGGCCAUUUGAGAAAGGGAAGCUCAUCAUUCAUUUCAAUGUGGUCUUUCCUGAAGAGAACUUUCUUCCACUAAACAAACUGAAGGAGCUGGAAAGGUUUCUGCCUGACAAACAGGCGAACGCGGAGCCCGACAGCAUGGACGAUGACCUCUACAUCUACGCCGACCUCGAGGACUGUGACCCGAGCCACGAAGGCCAUCAUUACCACUACAUAGAAGAGGAAGACUUUUACCCUUCAGGAGGAGUGCAGUGCCAGACCUCAUAGAGAUCCGCUUUACUUGCCCUUCGCAAACACCACCUCUGCUGGAUUACCAGCAAUUAAAGGACCAAGAGGAACAUCCGAUACCUCUCAACUAUAGUUGUGUGCCUAGCAUAAGACCUCUCAGUGCCGACCUCUUGUGUCAUCAUUGUGUGGAAGAAUCCCCUAAACCAAAUUCUGGAGCUAACUUUUAAAUAAAAUAAAUGUAGGGGAUUUGGAAAUGGAGACUGGCAGUCAGUCUAUAAAAAAUGUGACCCUGAAAAUGGAGGAGGAAUCAGGUGUAAAGCUGUUUGUGCCAUAAUCCCAGAAAUUUCCAGCUUUACAAAUCUUCGAUUUUUAGUUUUUUUGUACUAUAAUUGUAAUACAAUUUAAGCUACACUCGAAGACACUCAAACAGCUUAUUUUAAAUGAGCUGAAACAACACAAUUUUUGAGUGUUUUUUUGGGACAACUUAAGUGUUUUAUGUUCACGUCACAUAAAUUUGUAAAAACUAAUGAGUUAACUUGAUUCCUUCAUGUUGUCCCUACACAAGUCGAUUGUUUUGUUUUUUUACCGUGUACUUGAUCUUGAUGUUGUCGGUCAUUUGUUAUGUGCCAGUUAAUAAUUUUUAGAGCGUUUUAAACUUAAAAUGGUGGUUCUUUGAAAGGAAAAAAAAGAUGUUGUGUUGAAAACAAUUUCAGACUGUGAUGCAUUUCUAAGAAGCCUUACUGUGUGGAAAGUGUUAUUAGCUCACUGCUGUCUAACACACUGACGUUUUGUUUAUAUCUCAGUUCCUGGCCGAAUAACAUUUCAGCAAGUUUUAGUUUUCAUUGGAACUAAGAAAUUACUGCCAAGGAUUUUGACAAAACUAAAUCAUGUUGCAUUUGUUUGUAAUUUGAGAAGUUCAUCUAAAAACAAAACAAAAAAAUAAGCUUUGCAGAAUGUUCCAUUUAUAAGGGUAGUACACCAAAAAUGGAACAUUUUGAUCUCUUUUAAAGGUGCUGUAUGUACGUUUUUGACUCUUCUAAAACAUUAAAAUACCAUAAUAUGUUUAAAGUGAAUAUAAGUGAACAUUCUUGUUUAUCUGUAAACACAUGCUAAAUCAGAUAUUCUGCUUUGAAAAUUUACAUUACGUGCCAGAACGUCUGUCUUUGUUUUGGUCCCUUUAAUCCGCCCAAUGCCUGUUUAGCCAAUUAUAUUUCAGCACUCCAGGUUGCCUUGAUAGAAAACCGCUUGUUCAUUCAUUCAUUCAGUCAGGAAGGCUCUCAAAGUACGCAUCUGUGACUAAAAUGCAACAGAAACAGCCUCUGAAAUGAGAUGCAGAUUCAGAGUUCCACUUAAGGUGGUUAUUAAUUAGCAAAUAAUAUAAAUAUUAUGAACAUAAACAUUAGGUGAGCAGGUUACAUUGUAAACCUGUGUUUUAACAACACACUACAGAACACUACAGAAAUUUAAAUACAGCCAUUCAGAAGUACAGAAUAGUGCACUUACUGCACUCCAGCAAAAUGGUAAAGUUUAUAAUCUAAUUAAUACAUUUUAAACCUCUUUAAACUCCUUUUUAAUAUGGAAAAUAUUCCAUCUAUCGCGUGCCGCUGCUUUUAUUUAGAACAUGGUUUAAAUCAGCUUUUAGGCUCGAUGGUCAGGCACGCUCCUGUUGAUGUCAUCAAUCUGGCAACCUGCGCUUGUAUGUGUUUUGAACCAGGCGUGCAAUACCUAGUUCAACCACUGGGUGUCAAACUUACAUACUGCACCUUUAACAUUACACUUUAUUGAUUUAUUGUGUGUUGACUGAAGAAUUGUGUACAAUUGUGGAGUUUUGAUUACGAACGCUAACAUGGCCCUUUGUAGUUCUAUUUAUAAAAUAAAUGUCACAAUGUUAUUUA